AUGCCUGAUGAAAGGGAGACCCACCUACCCCUUCCUGAGCAAGAGCUCUACAGUGAGGAUGAGGACACAGACGAAGAAUUGUUCCUUGAGCCCGAGGAGGACAUCUCCUAUUCUUCCCCCUCCCCUUCUCCUCCCCUUUUGCCCCCCUCAUCAGUGCUUUGCAGCACUGAGGAAGAUACUGCAGGGAUACCCAGUACUCCUCAGGGCCCUGUAGCCGAGAAUGCCUCCGUCAGUGCUAUGAUAGGUACACCAGAAAACAUAAAUAUCAGCAGCCCAGGAAAUGAAGUUAUUGCAGCCAUCCCACAGUCACCACCAGAUGCUGCAUAUCUACCGCAAACCCCUAUAGAUGAGAAGGUGGCUAUGCUGGUAAAUUAUCUGCUAUUCAAAUACCAAACAAAAGAGGUGGUGACUAAGGAAGAUAUGGUGAAUGCUAUCAUUAAGGAGUAUGAAGAAAAUUUCUCUGAGAUCAUUCUGAGGGCCUCUGAGCGAAUAGAGAUGGUGUUCGGUCUUGAUGUCGUAGAAGUGGAUCCCGUCAGUCGGUGUUAUGUGCUCCGCAUCAAGCUAGAUAUCACCUAUGAUGGCUUGUCAAGUGAAACGGAAGGCAUGCCCAAGACCGGCCUCCUCAUUCUUGUCUUGGGUGUGAUAUUCAUGCAGGGCAACAGAGCCACUGAAGAAGAAAUCUGGCAAGUGCUGAAUAUGAUGGGCAUAUACUCUGGAAUGAGCCACUUCAUCUUUGGAGAUCCCAGGAGGUUGAUUGUCAACGAUUUUGUCCAAGAGAAUUACCUGGUGUACCACCAGCUUCCUGAUUAUGACCCUCCACGUUAUGAAUUUGUAUGGGGUCCAAGAGCCAAAGCAGAAGUCAGUAAAAUGAAGCUGCUUGUAUUUCUGUCCAGAGUUCAUGGAGUUGAUCCCACCUUUUUCCAAUCGCAGUACAGUGAGGCUGUGAAAGAGGAGGAAGACAGAGGCCAUGCUAGUGCUUCAACCAGUUCAGGUGCCUCCUCCUCCACGGCCACCGGGAGUUCCUGUGCCACCUUUAGCCGCUGCUUCCACCCCUAA
This is a messenger RNA of Elephantulus edwardii (Cape elephant shrew), 1056 nucleotides long. Its product is annotated as melanoma-associated antigen B16-like. NCBI's taxonomy places the organism in Eukaryota, Metazoa, Chordata, Mammalia, Macroscelidea, Macroscelididae. The coding region runs from base 1 to 1056 and encodes 351 amino acids. The record is from RefSeq and is a predicted model, not a curated record. The transcript has a single exon. Gene Ontology annotation, cellular component: nucleus. Gene Ontology annotation, biological process: negative regulation of transcription by RNA polymerase II.